Lactuca virosa is the source of this 1166-nucleotide messenger RNA. NCBI's taxonomy places the organism in Eukaryota, Viridiplantae, Streptophyta, Magnoliopsida, Asterales, Asteraceae. The record is from the annotation of a GenBank genome assembly.
AUGUCCAUAUCGCGUUCCGGUGGUCAAGGGACGAGCGAAGUUGGCAAUGUCGAUUUCCUUAGGAUCUGCGAUGGCCUAUGCUACGACUUAUCGUCUCUACAAGAGCUCGCCUGUCGUGGCGCAUGGAGAUCGGUUCUCGAUAAAGUCGCUCAAGCACGUUCCAAAUCUCUCCUCUCUAAACCUCACGAACAUCUCAUUUAUCUUUCCUACAACGCCAUUGCUCUGACUAAACUCCGCCGUUUCUCUGAAGCAGUCGCCGAGCUCGAUUUGGUGGAAAAAGGCCUCGAUAUUUACAGGUACGAAACUUAUCCACAUCAUUACCCUAAUCGACAUGGCUCCAUGGCCCCUUUUGUCCUCCGUUGGUUGCACGCUGAACUACCUUCCAAAUUAGGAAGACGUCAAGAAACUUUAGAUCGAUUCUACUUGUUACUACAGUUCAUUAGGGAAAAAUUAACAAAAAAUUUGCCGAAUGCGUCACGUCAAGUGUGGAGCAAACGCGAGGGUUUGGUGAUUAAUUCGAUAAUCAGUCAUCAAUUAUGUCAUAAAGAGUUCGGAGUGUGUUUGGAUUUGAUGAAAGACUUGAUUAAACGUGAUUCAACUCCUAUAGCUCGAGCAAUUCUGAUGGCGAAGCUAGGGUACAUCCAAAUGCAAUAUGGGGAUCUGGAAGGUGCCAGGGGAACUUUUGGUGUGAUUGAGGGGAUUGUGAAUGAUGGAAAUGGAGAAAUUGAGAUGAAAAAUCUUGUGAAUAGGAAUAAAGCGUUGAUGUUUAUGGUUGAAAAAGACUAUGUGUCUGCUGUGAGGGAGUAUCAGGAGUGCAUAGAUAGAGAUGGAUCAGAUGUUGUUGCUAUUAACAACAAGGCACUUUGCUUGAUGUAUAUGCUAUGUAUGAGUUGGCUUAUGUUAAUCAUUCGGAUAUCAAGAAGACACUUAGCAGUUGGAUUGCUCGUGUGGCACCUGAUGAUUUUGAUACUUCGAGUACUCGCAUAUGAGGCAUUUGUUGAUCAGAUAACAAACCCUAAAAGCUGGCAUAUAUUUUUCAUCUGGAAGAAAUUUAAGAAUCAUUUGUUCCACUGAAGAAUUGGGAUCUAUAAAAGUUUCAUUAAUGUAACUCAUUUGGUUGAUGAAAUGAAAUAUAACUUAUUAUUUUGUUAUUUUCUAAAUGGAAU